CUCCUUUUCUACACAGACCUGCUGAGGACAGAAGAGAGCUGCACACUGAUGAAGUUCAUGGCUGAAAGUUCAGUAAGUUUUUCUGUGUUAAAGAGGAGCUGAGCAGGAGAGAUGACAUGUUAAAACAUGUUCCCUUGUGUGCUUCCAGUCUUCACUGUAAAAACAACUCAAGUCUAAAUUAAAGUCUAAAGUGUUUCCUCUCCAGGUGAAGGUGUGGACUCUGCUAUGAGUCAGUGUGAGGACAGAGAGGAGGGAGUCCCUCCCUCUAAAGCCACUCUGUGUGGGGAACAUGACAGUCAGACCAAAGCUCAGAGCCCAGAGAAGCAGCACAGACCUGGACCUGAACCUGGACCUGGACCUGGACCUGGACAUAUCCCUGGACCAAGCUGUGUGUCCUUGAAGAGUGACGAGUCUAUGGGUGAACCUCUAGUCUUCAAAGAUGGACGCCACUCUGUUGAUCAAAGGAGGAAUCUGGAAGAACCUGAACCCAGCUGUGUGACCAUGAAGAGUGAUGAGUCUAUGGGUGAACCUCUAGUCUUCAAAGAUGGAAGCCACUCUUUUGACCAAAGAGUGGACCAGGAGAGCUCAGAGGUUCCCAGUGGUCUGUCUGCCCAGCAGCAUCAAACACACCUGGACUCCAUAUUUAUGCUGCUGGAGAAGGACAUCAUCGCUUUUGUGAAGAACGAGCUGAAGAAGAUCCAGAAGGUUCUGAGUCCAGAUUACCAAGAAUGCUCAGAGAGUCAGAGGGAGGAUGAGGAGGUGUUGGACGAUGAGGAUGAAGAGCAGAGGAGGAGUAGCAGAGAGGCAUUUCUGAAGAUCACACUGCACUUCCUGAGGAGAAUGAAGCAGGAGGAGCUGGCUGACCGUCUGCAGAGCAUAAAUCCUGCUGCAGGUGGUAAACGUAAACUCAAAUCUAAGCUGCAGAAGAAGUUCCAGUGUGUGUUUGAGGGGAUUGCUAAAGCAGGAAACCCAACCCUUCUGAAUGAGAUGUUCACAGAGAUCUACAUCACAAAGGGAGGGACUGCAGGGGUCAAUGAUGAACAUGAGGUCAGACAGAUUGAAACAGCAUCCAGGAAACCAGACAGACCAGAAACAACAAUCAGACAAGAAGACAUCUUCAAACCCCCACCUGGAAGAGAUGAACCAAUCAGAACAGUGAUGACAAAGGGAGUGGCUGGCAUCGGGAAAACAGUCUUAACACAGAAGUUCACUCUGGACUGGGCUGAAGACAAAGCCAACCAGGACAUCCAGUUCACAUUUCCAUUCACUUUCAGAGAGCUGAAUGUGCUGAAAGAGGAAAAGUACAGCUUGGUGGAACUUGUUGAUCGCUUCUUUAGUGAAACCAAAGAAGCAGGAAUCAGCAGGUUUGAAGAGGUUGUGUUCAUCUUUGACGGUCUGGAUGAGUAUCGACUUCCUCUGGACUUCCACAACACUAAGAUCCUGACUGAUGUUACAGAGUCCACCUCAGUGGAUGUGCUGCUGACAAACCUCAUCAGGGGGAAACUGCUUCCCUCUGCUCGUCUCUGGAUAACCACACGACCUGCAGCAGCCAAUCAGAUCCCUCCUGAGUGUGUUGACAUGGUAACAGAGGUCAGAGGGUUCACUGACCAACAGAAGGAGGAGUACUUCAGAAAGAGAUUCAGAGAUGAGGAGCAGGCCAGCAGAAUCAUCUCCCACAUCAGGACAUCACGAAGCCUCCACAUCAUGUGCCACAUCCCAAUCUUCUGCUGGAUCACUGCUACAGUUCUGGAGGACGUGUUGAAGACCAGAGAGGGAGGAGAGCUGCCCAAGACCCUGACUGAGAUGUACAUCCACUUCCUGGUGGUUCAGUCCAAAGUGAAGAACAUCAAGUAUGACGGAGGAGCUGAGACAGAUCCACACUGGAGUCCAGAGAGCAGGAAGAUGAUCGAGUCUCUGGGAAAACUGGCUUUUGAGCAGCUGCAGAAAGGCAACUUGAUCUUCUAUGAAUCAGACCUGACAGAGUGUGGGAUCGAUAUCACAGCAGCCUCAAAGUACUCAGGAGUGUUCACACAGAUCUUUAAAGAGGAGAGAGGACUGUACCAGGACAAGGUGUUCUGCUUCGUCCAUCUGAGUGUUCAGGAGUUUCUGGCUGCUCUUCAUGUCCAUCUGACAUUCACCAACUCUGGAGUCAACCUGCUGUCAGAAGAACAAACAACCAUCCAGUGGUCUGAAGUGUUCAGAGACAAAUCAACAUGUUUUUACCAGAGUGCUGUGGACAAGGCCUUACAGAGUCCAAAUGGACACCUGGACUUGUUCCUCCGCUUCCUCCUGGGUCUUUCACUGCAGACCAAUCAGACUCUCCUACGAGGUCUGCUAACACAGACAGAAAGUUGCUCACAGACCAAUCAGAAAACAGUUGAGUACAUCAAGAAAAAGAUCAGUGAGAAUCUGUCUGCAGAGAGAAGCAUCAAUCUGUUCCACUGUCUGAAUGAACUGAAUGAUCGUUCUCUAGUGGAGCAGAUCCAAAAGUCCCUGAGUACAGGAAGUCUCUCAAUAGAUAAACUGUCUCCUGCUCAGUGGUCAGCUCUGGUCUUCAUCUUACUGUCAUCAGAAAAAGAUCUGGACGUGUUUGACCUGAAGAAAUACUCUGCUUCAGAGGAGGCUCUUCUGAGGCUGCUGCCAGUGGUCAAAGCCUCCAACAAAGCUCUACUGAGUGGCUGUAACCUGUCAGAGAGAAGCUGUGAAGCUCUGUCCUCAGUUCUCAGCUCCCAGUCCUCUAGUCUGAGAGAGCUGGACCUGAGCAACAACGAGCUGCAGGAUUCAGGAGUGAAGCUGCUGUCGGCUGGACUGAAGAGUCCACACUGCAGACUGGAAACUCUUAGUCUUUCAGGCUGUCUGGUCUCAGAGGAAGGCUCUACUUCUAUAGCCUCAGCGCUGUUCUCCAACCCCUCCCAUCUGAGAGUGCUGGACCUGAGCUACAAUAAUCCAGGAGACUCAGGAGUGAAGCUACUGUCAGCUGGACUUAAGGAUCCAAACUGGAGACUGGACACUCUCAGGACGGACCAUGGUGGACUGCAGUGGUUGAGACCUGGUCUGAGGAAGUAUGUCUGUGAACUGGAACUGGACACAAACACACUAUACAAAAACCUCAAACUGUCUGACAACAACAGGAAGGUGACAUAUGUUGGAGAGGAUCAGUCAUAUCCUGAUCAUCCAGACAGAUUUGACUCCUGGGAACAGCUGCUGUGUAGAAAUGGUCUGACUGGUCGCUGUUACUGGGAGGUCGAGAUUAGAGGAUGGGUUCAUAUAUCAGUGAGUUACAGAGGAAUCAGAAGGAGAGGAGACAGUGAAGACUGUGGGUUUGGAUGGAACGAUCAGUCCUGGAGUCUGAGGUGCUCUGAUGGUGAUAAUUACUCUGUCUGGCACAAUAACAGAAGAACAGCCCUCACUCCCUCUUCUGUCUCUAACAGAGUAGCAGUGUAUGUGGACUGUCCUGCUGGCUCUCUGUCCUUCUACACAGUCUCCUCUGACUCACUGAGCCACCUCCACACCUUCAACACCACAUUCACUCAACCUCUUUAUCCUGGGUUUAGGGUCCCCUUUGGUUCCUCAGUGUCUCUGUGUCCUCUGCAGGACUGAGAGUCUCUCCUGUGGACAGAAACAGAUGCAAAAGAUCAGAUGCUGAAAUUAAAGUUCAGUCUGUUCACCAUCACACACACUACAGACCAAACAUGAAUAAUUUGUGCCAAUAAAUCACAUUGAUAAAAUGACUUUUGUUUAAUGCAAUCAAUAGAUUCUCUCAGACAUCAAUCUCUGUUCAUACACUCAACAAUGUGGGUAUCGAUCCAUUAGAUCUCGCAGCAUAGUGUCCUCUUUGACAAACAAAAAAAUGAUUAUAAAGACAACAUCUGGGGAAGUACAGCAGUUAAACUGUCUGUCUGCACUUUAUGAAUUACUUUUUUACUUGUACUUC
Sander lucioperca (pikeperch) is the source of this 3934-nucleotide messenger RNA. RefSeq names its product NLR family CARD domain-containing protein 3-like. The coding region runs from base 226 to 3600 and encodes 1124 amino acids. The record is from RefSeq and is a predicted model, not a curated record. NCBI's taxonomy places the organism in Eukaryota, Metazoa, Chordata, Actinopteri, Perciformes, Percidae. The transcript has 13 exons. Gene Ontology annotation, molecular function: protein binding.